AUGAGGAUGAACACUAAAAACCUCCCCAAAUUAUCGGAAAUAACUAUCGCUUCGAACUAUUUAGCGGAAGGCAUUCGAUGUUGUGAUAAUUAUUAUUUUGAUGAUGUAUUAUAUUCCCCUUCUUUCUUAUCCAAUACAAAUCCCUCUUAUUUUACACCUGCUCAAGUCUGUGAACAAGUCACAAACAGUUUUCAUGGAAAUCAUCAUUGUGUGUUGGUGUUCAUUGAUGAAAAGAAUGAUCAAGAAGAUGAGGCAAGAGAUGAGGAAAUUCUCGAAGGUUUACGUGUUUUGCAGCAAUAUCGAGAAAAAUCAGAGAUUUAUGGUCUCUUUCUUCGACCUGGCACUCGUCUCUGGAAGACAUGUUCUGAAGUUAAUUAUUUUACUGCCUUCUCUUUGAAAAACGAUUUGCAAACAACAAGUAACAUUUUAGAGGCCGUCUGUUUUGGAACGACUCAAAAUUUGUUUGAGAGACAAGAAGUUAAAAGCAAGUUUCGCAUUAAAUUGCCAAUGUGCGAUAGAGAGAAAGCUGUAUUUCAGAUACUUUUGAAAAGCGAAAGAACCAGAACUUUAAGUUUGACAUUUUUUGAGAAUGAAAUGUUUCAUGCUUUUUCGGUCAAUUAUCAUGUGAAUGCUCAUGAAAAUAAGUGUUUUGAGCUGUCGAUGUCUCUUAAAAAACAGUGGCAUUCCUGUGAGUUUUUAAGGUACAUCAUUUGGGAUGCUGAUACUAAAGUUGUGAUGGACGAAGGACAAUUAAGAUUUAUGACAUGUGACAUGGUGUCUGAAUCUGUGUAUAACUGUCUGAAGGAAAACCUAUUGAAGAUUGGAAUACUUACAGGAAAUGAUUCAGAAGGUCUUUUUGUGAAUAGAUUUUAUUCAUUGAUUGACAGCAUCACGAACGAGCACCUAAACAAAAGAAACCUUCUAUAUCGCCUUUCUUGGAACGCUUUUGACAGUAUUCAACAAUUUGUAUCUUCUUGUGUGAAAUUCAUUGGUUAUGAAUUGGGAUCAGAUAAUGACACAGAGAUUGGGCAGGUCAUUUCGAUGGUUGAUGUCAUUGUGUUUUAUCCAAAAGUCUAUCGAUAUCAAUAUUUUACAAAACGAAUACUUGAAGCUUUUCAAAAACAAUCAAAACCUUGUGUGAUUGCCCUUCCAUUUGGAAUCAAGCGUGAUGAUCGAGAGGAAGAAGUUGUGAAACGAGAAGCCAUUGAAAUACCUUCAUUAAUGAAUGAUCCAAUGAGCACAUGUACUGAUUUUGAAUUGGAUCAAGUAUUUCUUAAAGUAGUGGAAGAAGUUGUCAAAAAAGUGAACCGUCAGCAAACCUUGAUGAAAAGAAUGGAAUUGAUGUUAAAGGUCAAGCUCUCCGUUUUACCUCACGAUAUGAUCAUGGAAAUCAUCUCGUAUUUACCUUCCUAUUUUUUAUUUCAUAUUUCCAUGCGGAAUAUAUGGGAAGGAGUUUUUGGAUCGUCCAUGUCCGUGUUAGGGACAAGAGAGGAUCAGAUGGAGCAGCAUGAUGAUGAAAAUAGGGUAAUCUCAAAAGCAUCUAUACGAAAUUGCAAUACACUUUUCGAUGAAAUAUUGAUGGAAAGACUUUGUAAAAAAUUGUAUAAUCAUGAACACAAAUUCGGGUUAUCCACUCCAUUGUCAAUAAUUCAAAUAAUUUAUAUCAUCAUGGAAACAAUUUGUAAAAAAUUUGUAAUGAAUAAUCCACAUGUAUCUGAUGAUUGUAAUAAUAUCGAAACUAUUUGCAAAGUGUUGAGAAUGUCUCUUGAAUUGUCAAAAACAGUAUUUAUUCAGAAAUUACAUCUUGAAAGUUAUUCAUUUAUGAAUACAACGGAUGAGCAACGAAAAAAGCAAUUUCAUCUUGUUGAGGAGACGUUCAAAAAUUCACAAUGGAGCUAUCAAGAACUACAUUUUCUUCAUGAAUUUUCGUGCCGAUUUGGCUAUGUUUUUUUAUUAAGCGAAGAUGCAACUCAGAGUAGACGAACAUGGAAAAGCCCGUUAAUAGCCACUUCGGAAACAUCACAUGCACCCACCAUGGAGAUUAGCUUUAACAUUAUCAAAGAUGAACCAUUUAACACAAACGUACUCAGUAUUUUUAACUUAUUUGAGCUGAUAAACGACAGUCAACAGCAGUUGAUGAAUAAGUUGUUAAAAUAUGCGAACAAGUGUGUGAAAAUUCGAGGACAUAUUUAUCUCUCAAAAACGAACUUAAGGUUACCAAGAUCUGAUCCGCACAUUCGAUCAGUAAUUUUGGAAAUUUUCCCACAAUUUACAAAUACAAUUGAGUGUACCAAAGAUAAGAGGGAGAUUAUGGAAGUAGCGGAAGAAUUAAUGUUACAUUUUAUUUCGUUCGCAAGAAAUAUCAACAAUUAUAACAGGCCGAUUGAAAGAGAAAUCAUGUUGCAAAUUUUUUGGUUUCCAGCACUGCACCAAAAGAGCACAUUGAAAUGCAUCACUACUCGAAAAGAUAUAUUCUAUCGAUUGCGUGUUUAUCUUUUGCAUUUGUCACCUGCUUCUAUUGAUUCCAUAGCAGCUAUGGAGGUGACUUGUAUUCCAUCUUGUCGAAAAAUCAAGCUCACACUUAUUCCAACAAUAAUUCCCAUUUUUUUAAAGAACAUUUGCUUGAUAGCACUCAUUUGUGCAUGCUCAAAGUUAAAUGAUUUCCUGAUGCAUAAGUAUCUCAAAGAAAAUAUGAAUUAUGAACAUUUUUUUUCAUGCUGGCUGUUUUGGUCAACAUUUCUUGCAAUUAUGGCAAUGAUCGUCAUUGGAUAUAAAGCAUUCAUAGACGCAUGCUAUUCCUUGUACACAACCAAAGAGUUUGAAAUACGAAUGACGAAUCGAUGA
Molecule: messenger RNA, 2844 nt
Organism: Naegleria fowleri
Lineage: Eukaryota; Heterolobosea; Eutetramitea; Acrasida; Naegleriidae
Exons: 3
Coding region: 1-2844 (947 amino acids)
Source: RefSeq, a predicted model, not a curated record